UCGCAUCUCUAUGAGGUGUGGUGUGCACUUCCCGCCGCGGAGUCUGUUGACACGAGGUAAACGGCUGCACAACCCACCGCCGUCACCAACCAUCAACCACCUGUCAUGCACUCGUUAUCCGGCCUGGUAUGUCGUUCGCUGCCGGAUGACGUCGGUCUCGCUUCCUCCUUCGGGCUUGUCUUCUGCAUCUCGCUGCAUCGUUGGAAAUAAUUGAGGCUUGGAAGUGUGAGUGGAUCACCAGCAAUACGGCGCGACCGGCUGGAGCACCACAGCGCAUCGCAGCUUUCCAAUCGGCACGCGGGGUAUUGGAGAGGCUUGCAUUGGAUCGCCCCAGAUGCCCCCUUGCACGCAGAACGGUGAACCCUGAAAACGAGACGACAAGAAGGACGCGAGACAUGCGCCGGGCCAGUUGGAUGCCUGUGCGGCCCGCCGUUCUUUGCUAGGCGAUUCUCUGACUGGUCGCCCGUGAUCGACCGCCGCCAUCGUUCAACCACACUUGGACGCACUGGGAAUUGGUCGAAUCAACUCGACAAUCAAUUGCCCACUGGUGUGCUGUUGCGGGCGGGGAUUUAUACCAAGGCUCUCUCCCACCUGCUGGCUCUGAUUCCGACUAAUCCCACAUCAAUGACCAUACAUGUUGCCGAAUCUUUCGCUGUUGUUUUACCACGGGCAAAAAGAAAGAGAAAGAGGGAAAGAGGGACACAUACACAGAGAGAGGGAGUGUGUGCGUGUGCGUGAAGGCCAACGUUCUCCUUUUCGGGAAGAGUUCCGGAUCUCUGAACCAACUUGAGGACGAACCCCUUUUCCGACAAACGCACUCCGCCAUGGGCGGCGACGACAGACGAGCAAGUCUCUCCAGCAUGGAGCAGACCGGCAAGAAAUCCAAGCUGGGAGCUGUCUCGGGCGUUUACAUACCCGUCUGCCUCAACAUAUUCAGCAUUCUCAUGUUUCUCCGUUUCGGCUGGAUCCUCGGCCAAGUCGGGCUCCUGGGCAUGCUUGGACUGCUGGUCACGGCCUACCUUGUGGACUUUCUGACGACACUCUCGUUGUCUGCUAUAGCUUCAAACGGCGAGGUCAAGGGCGGGGGCGCCUACUAUGUCAUCUCGAGGUCUCUCGGCCCCGAGUUUGGCGGUUCCAUUGGCGUGCUGUUCUAUCUCGCCCAGGUUCUCAAUACUGCCCUCAACGUCGUCGGUCUGAUUGACUGCAUCAAAUUGAAUGUUGGAGAGUCCUUCCCCCAGGGAUACUGGACCGUCUAUCUUCUCCAGACCUUGGCCUUGCUGCUCUGCGCCGGAUUGUGCCUCGCGGGGAGCGGCACGUUUGCCAAGGCCAGCAAUGCGCUGCUUGUCAUACUCACGCUUGCCAUCGUUAGCAUCCCCAUAUCUGCCGCUUUCAAGUCUCCAUUCCACGAUAGUGAGCUAGGCGUGCGCUUCACCGGGUUCAGUGUCGAAACGUUAGUCGACAACUUUGCCCCUCACACAAGAAGCGAGUCGUAUAAGGGGUUCGAAACUUUCCGAGAGGUUUUCGCCAUCUUGUUUCCCGCAACGUCAGGAAUCUUUGCAGGCGCUUCGAUGUCGGGAGACUUGCACAACCCCAGCAAAGAUAUCCCGAAAGGGACUCUCUGGGCAAUGAUGACCACCUUCAUUGCGUACCUUGUUGUAGUCUUCUCCAUGGCUGCCACCACGACGCAUGCCUCGUUUCUGAACAACACAAACAUCAUUUCGGUCACAAGCUUGUCAAUGCCGCUGAUUCUUGCCGGGGAGUGCGCUGUCACUUUUUUCUCUGCCGUCAUGGGACUGAUAGGGGCGGCCAAACUUAUGCAAGCACUGGCGAGGGACAAGCUGCUCCCGGGCUUGCUGCCCUUUUCCCGGGGCACGAAGAAGGCCGAUGAACCAGUCCAAGCAAUUCUCCUGACCUAUGUCCUUGCUCAAAUUGCCAUGUUCGCAAAUUUGAACCAAAUUGCAACUCUCAUUUCCAUGGGUUACCAGAUGACAUUCUUUGUCAUGAAUCUGGCCUGCUUUCUACUCAAGAUAGGCUCGGCCCCUAAUUUCAGGCCAGCUUUCAAAUUUUUUAGUUGGGAGACAGCCUUCGCUGGGAGUAUCAUGUCUGCGGCGGCCAUGUUCUUCAUCGACCAGACAUACGCGGCUACCGCAGUUUGCCUGCUCGUCUCCCUCUUCUGCCUGAUUCACUACCUUAGUCCGCCCAAGCGCUGGGGUGACGUAUCGCAGAACCUGAUAUACCAUCAAGUGAGGAAGUACCUCUUGCGAUUACGACCCGAGCACAUCAAGUUUUGGAGACCACAGAUCAUCCUACUCAUCAACAACCCGAGAAGUCAAACCCGACUGAUUCAGUUUUGCAAUUCGGUCAAAAAGGGGGGUCUGUACAUACUCGGCCAUGUCAUUGUGACGGACGACUUCAAUAGCGGCGUUCAUGAAGCAAGGCUCCAGCAGGCGGCGUGGACCAAGUACAUCUCGGAAUUCUCCCGGAUCAAGGCAUUCGUGCAAUUAACAAUGUCCCCAACCAUCACCUGGGGCAUCCGGAACCUGAUUCUGUCAGCCGGACUGGGCGGUAUGCGGCCAAACAUUGCCGUCAUGGGGUUCUACAACAUGGAUGAGCUCCGAAGCUCGCGUCCAUCGGUUCAGGUACCCAAACCUCCCAGCCCAACCGCUCCUAACGUCCAUCGCCCACCAAAGACCAAGGAAAGGCCUGUACGAAGGAGGCGAGGUGACACAUCGGCGCGUCUGAUGGACGGGUUCCUUCCUACGGACGUUAUCAAGACCGAGGGCAUGAUGAGCGUGACCAGCUACAUGACCAUGCUGGAAGACCUGGCUUUGAGGUAUAAGCUCAAUGUCGCUAUCGGGAAGGGUUUUGAAGAACUGGAGACCCCACGUAAGGACAAUGCCAACAUCAAAAGACAUAUUGAUCUCUGGCCGAUUCAAAUGUCGGCCGAGGUCUUGUCUGAUGGUAAAAGUGUUCUCACAACUAAUUUUGAUACAUAUACUCUGAUUCUCCAGCUCGGCUACAUCCUCUACAGUGUCCCUACAUGGCACAAAGUCUACAACGUCCGCGUCAUGGUGUUCGUGGAAUACGAAAGCGAGGUCGAGGAGGAGAGAGCGCGUGUCAAGGCAUUGCUUGACAAGCUACGAAUCGAGGCCGAGGUCAUCGUCUUCUGGCUGGCUUCCGGAAAUCUGAACACCUACGAGCUGAUUAUCAACGGGCAGUCCAAUGAUAUCGAGUCCCAAAUCAUGGUUCACGACAUACUCAAGGAAGAAGAGUGGUGGGAUGACCUUCAGAGGUUCCGAGGUCGAGAGCCAAACCUGGACUCGACAGAGGAGCUCACGUCUUUCGCAAACAUCAUUGAGUCCACGGCUGGACGUCCUGGUGUUUUCAACCCCCACGUGCCAUUGGAGGACAUCGAAUCUGGACGGCGUCCAAGUCUGGUGCACUUUGGAGAGAUCCCUAGAAAGCCGACAGUCUCCAACCUUUCUCGACUGGGCGUCAGUGUUGGUAUUCACACGUCUCACCUGGGAGAUGAGAUCUUUGAAGAAGAGUCCAACUCGGACGGCGAAAUCAGCGAACAGGAACAGCAGCCGUCCUGUCUGGAUUCCGACUCCGAAUUCGAAAACGGCGACGGUGAGUACAGCGACGAUGAGAUGCCCGAAUUCGAAGCUCCACGGCGUCCGUUGUUAGCCGGACAGGGACGGGGGCGAGGGCGAGGGCGAAGCCAGAGCGACGACUUGCUCAUGGGCUCUGCCAAACAACGACGUGGUGUGUCGAGCAAGAGCGCCGCGCCGGCGACGGACUACGGGACCAUGGUGUCGCAGGCCAGGGCCGAAGGACAGUCGGGAACAAGCCACAUUGGACCUGUCGACAACAUUUCGGCGCCUCCUACCCCGCUUGAACGACCCGUGUUGGAUCGCAACAUCACUGCCCGCUCUCUGGGCGGGUUCCGGUCGGCAGGUGUAAAAACAUACUAUGAUGCGACGCCGGGAAGCGCAUCUGGAUACGCAACCCCCGCAAGGCCGACACUGUCUCGGCAAUCGUCCGCGGUGCGCUUCUCGAGUCGGCCGGUGCCGGAAACGAGGACGGAUGUCGAAGGGACAUCAGGACCAACCAUCAUGUUCGCGGACACCACAGAAGAAGAGACACCGAGAGCGGAACAACCCGCCUUCUCGAGGCAGACCUCUUCAGGACGGGUCCCCAGUCGCCCCGUGCCCGAGAUGAAGGUGACGGCGGCUGACGAGCCCAGCUACCCGACCAGUACGUUUCCGGAACCUUCGUGCAGAUCGCGCAAAGCUUCCGUCGCAUCUACAGCCGAUCCUGGCUAUGUCCACAUGAACAUGGCGGAGCUUGUGGGACGCUAUCGAUUAGACUCGAGAGUCGACGGGUCCGGAGAGGGCUCGCCUUACUCAACCCAAGGCAUUGCACUCUCGUUCAACGAUCUGCCGUCUCGCGCCCAGCACGUCAUCCUCAACGAGCUCAUGCGGCAGAACAGCAAGGACACGGCCGUGUUGUUUACCACACUGCCCGUGCCCACCGAGGGAACCUGCCAUGACGAGCAAGCAAGCGUGCAGUAUCUGUCGGAUAUCGAGGUUCUGUGCCACGAGCUCCCUCCCGUCAUGCUAGUCCUGAGUAACAACAUGACUGUCACGGUUGGGCUCUGAUAGCCUCUGGGUACUCGAGGUGGGGAAGUGUCUUGGAACCGGCGAGGGAUAUACAACAUGAUACGAUCGGGUCUAAUUGUACGCGGGGGUGGUUCAUAUACUUUGGCGUUUAAAUUUUAUUCGAGUGUCGCCUUGGGACGGG
This is a messenger RNA of Colletotrichum destructivum, 4803 nucleotides long. RefSeq names its product Putative amino acid permease/ SLC12A domain, SLC12A transporter family. Gene Ontology annotation, molecular function: potassium:chloride symporter activity. Gene Ontology annotation, biological process: cell volume homeostasis; chloride transmembrane transport; potassium ion homeostasis. The coding region runs from base 825 to 4661 and encodes 1278 amino acids. The transcript has 4 exons. Gene Ontology annotation, cellular component: vacuolar membrane. Lineage: Eukaryota; Fungi; Ascomycota; Sordariomycetes; Glomerellales; Glomerellaceae. The record is from RefSeq and is a predicted model, not a curated record.